Messenger RNA from Drosophila virilis, 1095 nucleotides. RefSeq names its product DDRGK domain containing 1 (gene Ddrgk1). The record is from RefSeq and is a predicted model, not a curated record. NCBI's taxonomy places the organism in Eukaryota, Metazoa, Arthropoda, Insecta, Diptera, Drosophilidae.
CAGCAAUCAAGGUCAGACCCAUCUGGCAACGCUGGCAAAACAGCUGAGCGAUUUGUUGACGUUUUACAUUUUGGCAUUUAUAGUGCAAUUUUAAACAGAUAAUGGACCUGAUAUUACUCGUUGGUAUUGCAACAGCGCUGCUGCUUAUCCUGAUUACGCUUUAUUUCCUGCAGAGUAAAAAUGCUAAGACAGAAACAAAGGCAGCUGCGCAACCUCAACGUGGCGUCCCACAGCGUGCUCAGGAAGGCGUUCCGCGACGUGCCCAAAUAGCGCGGAAUCAGCGCAAUCGAUUACGUCAGAAUCAAAAUGCUCCUGCUGUUGCAGCUGCAGCUGCCCCCGCCGCAGCCGUAGACUCUGAUGACGACGAAGCAGCUGCUGCUGGUGACGAGAAUGGGCCGCGUGUGCCACAGGGCGCUGUGCUGGAUGAAAAGAUGGGCGCUAAGAAACGCGCCAAAAUGGAGGCGAAGGAGCAGAAACGUCUACAGCGCGAGCAAGAGCUGCACGAUCGCGAGCAACGAAAGGUGAAGGAGGCCAAAGAAGAUGCGGAACGAAAGCAACAGGAGGACCUCGAUGCGGAAGUAGAGCGCAAAAAAGCCGAGGCUGAUCGCUUGGCCAAGGAAGAGCGCGAGCGCAAAGAGCACGAGGAGUACCUAAAAAUGAAAGCAGCAUUUAGCAUCGAAGAAGAGGGCUUCGAAGAAGGCGAUGCCGAUGAUAAGGAGAGCCUUCUAGCCGACUUCAUACAGUACAUUAAGGAUAACAAAGUCGUUCUAUUAGAAGAUUUGGCCACAGCCUUCAAACUGAAAACGCAGCAGGCCAUCGAUCGCAUUCAGGAGCUGCAGGAAAAUGGCACCUUAACUGGCGUCAUCGAUGAUCGCGGCAAAUUUAUCUACGUCUCGGAAGCGGAACUCGCCGCCGUGGCCAAGUUCAUCAAGCAGCGCGGUCGUGUAUCCAUUGCGGAGCUGGCGGAGAGCAGUAAUAACUUGAUCAAUCUAACGCCUGUUGCAGCUGGCGAAAGUAGUGCCUAAUGAGAUUUGUUAACCAUUACCUAAAUAGUUGAAGUGUAUAUAUAAAUAUAUAUAUAACCGUAAGAGCUAA